AUCGUCCCCGCCCCCUCGCGUGACGUCACCGGCGUGCCAACAUGGCCUUCACGCUGUACGCGCUCAUCCAGGCGGCGCUGCUCUGCGUCAACGCCGUGGCGGUGCUCAACGAGGAGCGCUUCCUCGCCAAGGUCGGCUGGGCGACUGAGCAGAGUGUGGGUGGCUUUGGAGACGAACCUGGUAUAAAGUCGCAACUGAUUAACCUCAUCAAGUCGGUCCGGACGCUCAUGCGAAUACCACUAAUUGCUAUGAACACGGUGACGAUCGUCCUACUGCUGCUGUUUGGAUGAGUGGAAUCGACCCAAAAUGAAGAGACUUGCAGCCAAGAAACAUGAGACUUGUUGAACAUUUCCAUUACCUACUCUGUUUUGGUGUGUUUUUUGUUUAACUACACGUGCAAUGAAAUGCAGCCUACCCAAUUUUUUUUUCUGAUGUAAAAUUAGGAAUUGCACAAUCGGUUAAUGUAUUCGGGAACAAAUGUCUUGCUGUAUUGCCUUUUUUGAUAGUGCAAUUCGAUCUGAUAAGCAAUUAAAGUAUCAAUUUACAGUCACAUUGAAUAAAGCAUACUUCAUCAAUCAGAAAAUGUAAGACAAUGCCUAUUAAACGAAUUCAGAAUAAAGUCGCAAGUUACUUUUUA
Molecule: messenger RNA, 637 nt
Organism: Lethenteron reissneri (Far Eastern brook lamprey)
Lineage: Eukaryota; Metazoa; Chordata; Hyperoartia; Petromyzontiformes; Petromyzontidae
Gene: IER3IP1
Product: immediate early response 3 interacting protein 1
Biological process (GO): endoplasmic reticulum to Golgi vesicle-mediated transport
Cellular component (GO): Golgi membrane; COPII-coated ER to Golgi transport vesicle; endoplasmic reticulum membrane
Source: RefSeq, a predicted model, not a curated record